Molecule: messenger RNA, 3127 nt
Organism: Pteropus alecto (black flying fox)
Lineage: Eukaryota; Metazoa; Chordata; Mammalia; Chiroptera; Pteropodidae
Gene: STAT3
Product: signal transducer and activator of transcription 3
Biological process (GO): regulation of transcription by RNA polymerase II; cell surface receptor signaling pathway via JAK-STAT; defense response
Molecular function (GO): DNA-binding transcription factor activity, RNA polymerase II-specific; RNA polymerase II cis-regulatory region sequence-specific DNA binding
Source: RefSeq, a predicted model, not a curated record
AGGGGCUGUAAUUCAGAGGUUUCCGGAGCUGCGGUGGUGUAGACAGGGAGAGCCUGGGGUUCCGACGUCGUCGCGCAGGGAGCGAGCCCGAACCGGAUAUUUGACGAGCACCCCAGCUCCGCACUCUCUCGGUGUCUGCUAGGAGAGACCCUGUGGCCUGAGGGAGCCCCGUGGCCCGCACCCCGGCGCAAGCGCACCCCGGCCUGUCGGGCCUCAGCCCGAGAAACAGUUGGGACCCCUGAUUCCAGCAGGAUGGCCCAAUGGAAUCAGCUACAGCAGCUCGACACACGAUACCUGGAGCAGCUUCAUCAGCUGUACAGUGACAGCUUCCCGAUGGAGCUGCGGCAGUUUCUGGCCCCUUGGAUUGAGAGUCAAGAUUGGGCUUAUGCAGCCAGCAAAGAAUCACAUGCCACUUUGGUGUUUCAUAACCUCUUGGGUGAGAUUGACCAGCAGUACAGCCGCUUCCUACAAGAGUCGAAUGUUCUCUAUCAGCACAAUCUGCGAAGAAUCAAGCAGUUCCUUCAGAGCAGGUAUCUUGAGAAGCCAAUGGAGAUUGCCCGGAUCGUGGCCCGGUGCCUGUGGGAAGAGUCUCGCCUCCUCCAAACUGCAGCCACUGCAGCCCAGCAAGGGGGCCAGGCCAACCACCCCACAGCUGCUGUGGUGACAGAGAAGCAGCAGAUGCUGGAGCAGCACCUACAGGAUGUUCGGAAGCGAGUACAGGAUCUAGAACAGAAAAUGAAAGUGGUAGAGAAUCUCCAGGAUGACUUUGAUUUCAACUAUAAAACCCUCAAGAGUCAAGGAGACAUGCAGGAUCUGAACGGAAACAACCAGUCGGUGACCAGGCAGAAGAUGCAGCAGCUAGAACAGAUGCUAACAGCGCUGGACCAGAUGCGGCGAAGCAUCGUGAGUGAGUUGGCGGGGCUUUUGUCAGCUAUGGAGUAUGUGCAGAAAACUCUCACGGAUGAAGAGCUGGCUGACUGGAAGAGGCGGCAACAGAUCGCUUGCAUUGGAGGCCCUCCGAACAUCUGCCUCGAUCGUCUUGAAAACUGGAUAACCUCAUUAGCAGAGUCUCAACUUCAGACCCGCCAACAAAUUAAGAAACUGGAGGAGUUGCAGCAAAAAGUUUCCUACAAAGGGGACCCCAUCGUGCAGCACCGGCCAAUGCUGGAGGAGAGGAUCGUGGAGCUGUUCAGAAACUUAAUGAAAAGGUAACUUAGAAUCCUGUCCCUUUCCGUCAUCGCCCGCACCCCCCACCUGCCCAUGCAUCCCGACCGGCCCUUAGUCAUCAAGACUGGUGUCCAGUUUACUACUAAAGUCAGAUUGCUGGUCAAAUUUCCUGAGUUAAAUUAUCAGCUUAAAAUUAAAGUAUGCAUUGACAAAGAUUCCGGGGACGUUGCAGCUCUCAGAGGAUCUCGGAAAUUUAACAUUCUGGGCACAAACACGAAAGUGAUGAACAUGGAAGAAUCCAACAAUGGCAGCCUCUCCGCAGAAUUCAAACACUUGACCCUGAGAGAGCAAAGAUGUGGUAACGGAGGCCGAGCCAACUGUGACGCCUCCCUGAUUGUGACAGAGGAGCUGCACCUGAUCACCUUUGAGACUGAAGUGUAUCACCAAGGCCUCAAGAUUGACCUAGAGACCCACUCCUUGCCAGUCGUGGUGAUCUCCAACAUCUGUCAGAUGCCAAAUGCCUGGGCGUCCAUCCUGUGGUAUAACAUGCUGACCAACAACCCCAAGAACGUGAACUUUUUCACCAAGCCCCCGAUUGGAACCUGGGAUCAAGUGGCUGAGGUGCUGAGCUGGCAGUUCUCCUCCACCACGAAGCGGGGGCUGAGCAUCGAGCAGUUGACUACGCUGGCAGAGAAGCUCCUAGGACCUGGUGUGAACUAUUCAGGGUGUCAGAUCACAUGGGCAAAAUUUUGCAAAGAAAACAUGGCUGGCAAGGGCUUCUCCUUCUGGGUCUGGCUGGACAAUAUCAUCGACCUUGUGAAAAAGUACAUCCUGGCCCUUUGGAAUGAAGGAUACAUAAUGGGCUUCAUCAGUAAGGAGAGGGAGAGAGCCAUUCUGAGUACCAAGCCCCCAGGCAUCCUGCUGAGAUUCAGUGAAAGCAGCAAAGAAGGAGGCGUCACUUUCACAUGGGUAGAGAAGGACAUCAGCGGUAAGACGCAGAUCCAGUCAGUGGAACCAUAUACCAAGCAGCAGCUGAACAACAUGUCAUUUGCGGAAAUCAUCAUGGGCUAUAAGAUCAUGGAUGCCACCAAUAUCCUAGUGUCGCCGCUGGUCUAUCUCUAUCCUGACAUCCCCAAGGAGGAGGCAUUCGGAAAGUACUGUCGGCCAGAGAGCCAGGAGCAUCCUGAGGCUGACCCAGGUGCUGCCCCCUACCUGAAGACCAAGUUUAUCUGUGUGACACCAACGACCUGCAGCAAUACCAUUGACCUGCCGAUGUCCCCCCGCACUUUAGAUUCAUUGAUGCAGUUUGGAAAUAAUGGUGAAGGUGCUGAACCCUCAGCAGGAGGGCAGUUUGAGUCCCUCACAUUCGACAUGGAGCUGACCUCAGAGUGUGCUACCUCCCCCAUGUGAGGAGCCGAGGACUGAAUCUGCGGAGAGACAUGACGGAGGCACCUCCUGUGUUCCACCACCCUAAGCAGCCAAACCCCAGAGCGUCUGAACUCCUCACUUUGUGGUUCCAGAUUUUUUUAAGUCUCUUACUUCUGUUAUCUAUCUAUGAGCAAUCUGGGCACUUUUUAAAAUAGAGAAAUGAAUGAAUGUGGGUGAUAUGCUUUUACCUAAAUGCAAAUAAGAAUGUGUUCUCUGAGACUGUGAUCAGGGGAUGUGGAGAAGGGGUGGCAAGAAGGAGAAAAAGGAAAUGUCUUCUCUCGCUCCCCUGCCCUCCUUUCUCAGCAGCUUGUUGUUGUUAGACAAGUGCCUCCUGGUGCCAGCGGCAUCCCUCUGCCUAUUUCUGUAAGCUGAUGCCACAGGCUGCCUCUAGCUACAUACCCCUGGCAUUGCACUUUUAACCUUGCUAACGUCCAAAUAGAAGAUAGGACUUUCAAAGCCCCUAGGUUUCUUUUUAAAUUUAAAAAAAAAAAAAAAAAAAAAAUUAAAGGGCAAAGAACACCAUGUCAGCAUA